ACCUCUUUUGGAGGGAAACCCAAACCCAACUGCAAAAACAUGCUUGAACUUCAUGAAAACUUUUAACACUUUACAUGAAGCUAGGCAUCAAAUUCUUUACUCUUCAAUCACAAAAGCAUUAUCAUCUGUAUCAAAUUCUAAACAACUGCACAAAAUCCACUCGAUAAUUAUAACUCUAGGACUUGAAAACUCUGUCCUCUUUUCUGGUAAACUUAUAAGCAAAUAUGCUCAGUUCAAAGACCCAACUUCUUCACUCUCAGUUUUCCACCGAGUUUCAUCGACAAGCAAUGUUUAUCAAUGGAAUUCAGUUAUUAGAGCUCUUACCCACAAUGGGUUGUUCUCUAAAGCACUUGGGUUUUACACCCAAAUGCGAAAAAUGGAUGUUUUGCCUGAUAAGUAUACAUUCCCUUCUGUUGCAAACUCGUGUGCGGCGUUGGUUGAUAUUGAGAUGGGAAAAGUUGUUCAUGAGAAUGUGUUGGAUAUGGGUUUAGGCUCAGAUUUGUAUAUUGGGAAUGCCUUGGUGGAUAUGUAUGCGCGAUUUGGUUGCUUGGCUGAAGCUUUAAAGGUGUUUAAUGGAAUGCCUGAAAGAGAUGUUGUGUCUUGGAAUAGUUUGAUUUCGGGGUAUAGUGCAAAUGGGUAUUGGGAAGAAGCAUUGGAAGUUUAUAAUAUGGCAAGAAUGGCGGGAAUUAUGCCAGAUUGUUAUACUGUUUCCACUGUUUUGCCUGCAUGUGGUGGAUUGGUGGAUGUUAAAGAAGGUGAGGUAGUUCAUUGUUUGGUUGAGAAGAUUGGACUUCACAGGGAUGUUGUUGUAAGUAAUGGACUUCUUUCUAUGUACUUCAAGUUUAAUAGGCUUGUGGAUGCGCGAAGGAUUUUUGAUGAGAUGGUAGUUAGAGAUACUGUUAGUUGGAAUACAUUGAUAUGCGGGUAUUCUCAGAUGGAAUUAUUCAAAGAGUCGAUCCUGUUGUUUAUGCAGAUGGUUAAUAAGUUUGAACCUGACUUACUGACAAUUACUUCUGUUCUAUGUGCUUGUGGUCAUUUACGUGACUUGGAAUUUGGAAAAUUUGUACAUGAGUACAUGAAGAGAAGCAGGUAUGAGAGUGAUACUACUGCUGAUAACAUUCUUAUUGAUAUGUAUUCAAAAUGUGGUGACUUGCUGGCUUCACGUGAAGUAUUUGACAGAAUGAUAUGCAGGGAUUCUGUGUCGUGGAACUCUAUAAUUAACGGUUAUUUUCAAUAUGGAAAAUAUGAUGAGGCAGUGAAACUUUUUAGGAUUAUGAAAAUUGAUUCGAAAGUUGAUUCUAUCACUUGUGUGAUGCUCCUCUCUGCUUCUACUCAGUUAGCAGACAAGGACCUAGGAAAAAAAAUUCACUGUGAUGUGACUAAACUGGGAUUUGAUUCUGAUAUCAUUAUCAAUAAUGCUAUGAUUGAUAUGUAUGCUAAAUGUGGGCAAAUAAAUGACUCUAUGAAAAUAUUUGAAUACAUGAAAACUCAUGAUAGAGUUUCAUGGAAUACAAUUAUCACAGCAUGUGUUCAAUCUGGGGAUUUCACUUUAGGUUUGAAAUUGAUUCAUCAAAUGAGGACUGAGGGAUUGAGGGCUGAUGUGGCCACUAUAUUAGGCAUCUUGCCUAUGUGCUUUUUUCUUGCUGCCAAACGGCAAGGUCAAGAGAUCCAUGGAUGUAUUUUCAGAUUAGGCUUUGAAACAGAUGUUCCAGUUGGGAAUGCACUAAUUGAAAUGUACUCUAAAUGUGGUAGUUUAACAAUUUCUCUCGAAGUAUUUGAUCGUAUGAAAGUGAGAGAUGUGGUUACAUGGACUACUAUGAUCUCUGCAUAUGGGAUGUAUGGUGAAGGCAAGAAAGCAUUGAGAGCUUUUGCAGAGAUGGAAGCAACUGGUGUUAUUCCUGACCAUGUUGCCUUUGUUGCCAUCAUCUAUGCUUGUAGCCAUUCAGGUUUGGUCGAAGAGGGUUUGGCUUCCUUCGAUCGGAUGAAAAAAGUUUACAACUUGGAGCCUCGGAUCGAACAUUAUGCUUGUGUAGUUGAUCUCCUUUCUCGUUCUGGAUUGAUUUCUAAAGCAGAGGAGUUCAUCUAUUCAAUGCCAAUGAAGCCAGAUGCAAGUAUAUGGGGAUCUCUACUUAGUGCUUGUCGAUCAUGUGGUAACAUAGAGGUAGCACAACGUGUCUCUGAGCGGAUCCUUGAGUUAAAUUCAAAUGAUACUGGGUAUUAUGUUUUAGCAUCCAAUGUAUGUGCCAUUUUAGGGAAGUGGGAUCAAGUUAGAAUGAUACGAAAAUCCAUAAAAGCUAGAGGGCUCAAAAAAGAUCCUGGAUGUAGCUGGAUAGAAAUUAAAAGAAGGUUGUAUGUGUUUGGAACUGGGGACAAGUUCUUUGAGCAGUUUGAUGAGGUUACUAAGUUACUAGGGAUAAUUUCUGGUUUGAUGGCUAAGGAAGGUUAUGUUGCUGAUCUGAGAUAUGUUUUGCAUGAUAUUGAAGAGGAUGAGAAGAGAGACCUGCUUUGUGGGCACAGUGAAAGGCUUGCCAUAGCAUUUGGAUUAUUAAACACAAAGCCAGGGACUCCAUUGCAUAUCAUGAAAAACCUUCGUGUUUGUGGGGAUUGUCACACUGUGACCAAGUAUAUAUCAAUGAUUAUGCAAAGAGAAAUAUUAGUAAGAGAUGCCAAUCGCUUUCAUAUCUUCAAGGAUGGAAUAUGUAGUUGUGGAGAUCAUUGGUGACGGAUCUCUUUACUUGUUCACAUUUUUUAUGGCUGAAAAGUAUGUAUGGUAGUAUUCAAAGCUUAUAUUUGUGCCCCAUUCAUCUUGCAGUUUUAUUACUUUUUUUAUUGGACAUGAUUUCUUGACUAUGCAAGGAUGAUCUUUCAUAGUUUCCAUCA
Theobroma cacao (cacao) is the source of this 2880-nucleotide messenger RNA. RefSeq names its product Tetratricopeptide repeat (TPR)-like superfamily protein. Lineage: Eukaryota; Viridiplantae; Streptophyta; Magnoliopsida; Malvales; Malvaceae. Gene Ontology annotation, biological process: RNA modification. Gene Ontology annotation, molecular function: protein binding; RNA binding; zinc ion binding. The record is from RefSeq and is a predicted model, not a curated record.